AUGAGAUUGCUAUAAAAAUAGACAAACAAUUUCAGAUUCCAGAAUUAUCUAAAAUAAAUAAUUCUGAUUGUUAAUGAUAUUAGAAAGAGUUUUGGUUACACAAUAGAUGUAACAAUUGAUUUAUAUGCAUAGAUAGGAUAUUAAUUAAAGGCAACUUCAAAAAAAUAAUGGUAUAUACUAAAUGUGAGUGAUGUUAAGUCAGGCCUUGAUGCUGAAUACAAAGAAAUUGUAGUGGAAGUAGGGUUAAAGACUAUGGCAUAAUAACAUAAUAAAAACACUUUUUGA
This is a messenger RNA of Paramecium sonneborni, 285 nucleotides long. The record is from the annotation of a GenBank genome assembly. NCBI's taxonomy places the organism in Eukaryota, Ciliophora, Oligohymenophorea, Peniculida, Parameciidae.